AUGGAAUUUGCUUCACGUUUACCGAUGAAUCAUUCUUUUCGUAAAAUUAAUAUGGCGACCAGUAAUAUGCGUAUUCUUUCAAUUGAUGUUGAAUAUGUAGCAACAAGUUAUACACGUGAAGAUAGAUCUCCAUGUAGUGUAGCUGUUAUCGAUGAUAAAUGUUUAAGAAUUAAAGAUCUUGAAGAAGCACCAUCACUCGAAGAAGCUUUACAAAAACUUCAUUCAUUAUUUGAUUCAAUAAUAAUUAUUGUUGCUCAACGUCCAAAACAUGAUAUUAAAUGGUUAAAACUCGAGAAAGGUGUACAUUAUUCAGUAAUUAUUGAUCUUAUUUUUUUGUUUUCAUUUAACUUUUCUUCAUUGGUACAUGAAGCUUGGACGUUAUUAAAUAUUGAUCUUAAUGCUAAAAGUGGUCAUUUAGCUAUAGAAGAUGCCAAAGCAACAAUGCAGCUGUAUAUGAAAUAUAAAGAUAAUAAAAAUGGUAAACAAGAUGCACGUCAUCGUUUACUGAAUACUCGACCUCGUAUGACACCAGCAAAAGCUUGUAAUUACAAUUAUGAAGGUGCUUGGCUAGCUGGAUUCUUUAAACAAACAUGUACUCGUAAUUGA
Molecule: messenger RNA, 606 nt
Organism: Rotaria sp. Silwood2
Lineage: Eukaryota; Metazoa; Rotifera; Eurotatoria; Philodinida; Philodinidae
Source: the annotation of a GenBank genome assembly